Messenger RNA from Penicillium diatomitis, 1854 nucleotides. RefSeq lists its product as uncharacterized. The record is from RefSeq and is a predicted model, not a curated record. The transcript has 3 exons. Gene Ontology annotation, molecular function: RNA binding; double-stranded DNA binding. Bases 1 to 1854 code for a protein of 617 amino acids. Gene Ontology annotation, cellular component: transcription export complex 2. NCBI's taxonomy places the organism in Eukaryota, Fungi, Ascomycota, Eurotiomycetes, Eurotiales, Aspergillaceae. Gene Ontology annotation, biological process: post-transcriptional tethering of RNA polymerase II gene DNA at nuclear periphery; poly(A)+ mRNA export from nucleus; transcription elongation by RNA polymerase II.
AUGGCGGGUCCUCCCUCCAUAUUGGACGAAUUCCUCGCCGGCGUCGCCGUCCAGAUCCAAAACCGCGAUGGCGCCAAGCUGCAAGACUUUCUGCAGAUUGAACCUCCCUUGUCGGAUGCCUAUCAGCGCAUAGUCCAGGAACUUCGACAACGAUAUCCGCCCGGUAACGAAAGCGAGUCCGCCCUCUUGUCACGAUGCGAGGCGCUGGUGCCGCGGACCAAAGGCUCUUCGUCAUGGACGGCUUUCCCGACUUUUAUGAAGCUCUACUUCACAUUUCUCCGCGACGUCAAUACCGAUAAUCUACUCGACACAUACAAACAGUUAAAAGCCUUGCUCAAUCAAUGCGUCCUAGCUCUUGGAGACAGUCAAAUGGGUGUCAUAGUACUGCCUACCGUUCUCUACCUAUCAAAAGUCUUGGCAAAGCUCGCCAUGGGAUUAGACCGCCGGCCGGAACUGAUCGCACAUAUGUUGCGUAUGGAGGACAGCAUGGGUAACGAAGAAGGUAAUGAGAAAGUCACACUGGUGGAGCAGUCAGCGAACGUCGUGCGUGAGGCUUUCAUCAAGUGUUUGACCGAUCGCACCGGCAACCCAGGCCCUCAUAGCAAGCCCGAGGGAAAGCGGGUGGGAAUCUAUCUCAUGGCCAAUCUGUGUCUCAAACUUCUCUUCCAGUGUGGCAAGCUACGCAACGCCGAACAAAUGUUCGCCAGUAUCAGUGCCCAAUCCCCUCCAUUAGCGCAUUUCCCUGCCUCACAGCGAGUCACCUACCUCUACUACCUCGGUCGAUAUCUAUUCUCCAACAACUUGUUCUACCCAGCUCUUGUGGCUCUCCAGGCCGCCUAUGAGCAAUGUCACCGACAAGCAAUCAGCCAGCGACACCUGAUUCUCGCGUACUUAAUCCCCUGUAACAUUAUCAUGGGCCGUUUCCCAUCUCGGGGGCUCUUGCAGCGACCCGAGGCAAAUGGAUUGACUGAGCAGUUCGAGCAACUGUGCAGAUUGAUUGUCCGGGGUGAUUACAUCGCAUUUCGAGAGUACCUCUCCCCGAGCUCGCCUGCCGCGGAGUGGUUUUCGCGAAAGGGGAUUUUGCUCACCCUCCGGAACCGUUGCGAGAUCAUGGUCUGGCGGUCAUUCUGUCGAAAAGUCUUCAUCCACAGCGGUUACCUCGGGGACCCUCAAGCGCAGGCGCAGCGUGGACCCCCACCAUACCUCUACCUCGAGAAGUUGGCUGUAGCUACCAGGUGGUUGCAAGUGCAACAUGGCCAAUCGCAGAUUUCAAAAGGAGCACGCCCCGAAGAUGUUGAGUUUCACUUUUACGGUUCUCAAACUAUCCACCAGUCCACCGAUCCGGACUUUCAAAAUCUAGACACUCCCGAACUGCCCUCAGCAGAAUAUCUGUUGGAGAGAUUUGGGGAUUACCUCGCACCUGAUGGGUUUUUCGACGAGAUGGGCUGCUGGCAUGAUAAUGUGCCAGGGCAAUUGAUUGAUGGCGACCCGGGCGCGGAUCUCGAUCCUGCAGACUUGAAUCCGUACUUCGAGCCCACCGAAGAUGGGCCAGAUGCGGACAAACACUUCCUACUUAUGGAAGAAAUUGAGACAAUUCUUGCCUCCCUCCUAAGCCAGGGCUUGAUGCGCGGCUAUUUGACACACAGAAAUCCACGUUUCGCCAUUCCUGGAGCCCGGCAACGAGGUGCUCUACCGACCGGAUUCCCCAAUAUCUGGGAGACUAUCUUCUCCCGUGAAAGAGAAGACCCAGAUGUUCCCGGCUGGGUAUGUCCACCACCACCAGGAGCGCUGGACGCGGCCGGUGGAGGCCGUGUGGUCAACUUGUCGGGUGCUCGACCCGUUGGAGUCCAAUGA